This is a messenger RNA of Scylla paramamosain (green mud crab), 7525 nucleotides long. It is a transcript of the gene loqs, whose product is annotated as RISC-loading complex subunit tarbp2-like. The record is from RefSeq and is a predicted model, not a curated record. Lineage: Eukaryota; Metazoa; Arthropoda; Malacostraca; Decapoda; Portunidae. Gene Ontology annotation, molecular function: siRNA binding; double-stranded RNA binding. Gene Ontology annotation, biological process: regulation of regulatory ncRNA processing; siRNA processing. Bases 297 to 1325 code for a protein of 342 amino acids. Gene Ontology annotation, cellular component: RISC complex; nucleus; RISC-loading complex. The transcript is spliced from 10 exons.
CUCUUUCCCCCCUCCCCCUCCCCGCCUUUGAGGACAGCAGCGGGGGAGGAAGGCUGGUGGGGCUGGCAGGCUGGCGGGGGGGAGAUGCGCCCCGAGCCUGCGCACUGAGGCAGGAGCACACAAGCGGCGGCGGAGAACUACAGGACUGCUCGAGUAGGAGAGUCUUUGGACUGGAGAGUGAAGUGUAGCAUGUUCCCCCCCCUCUUGUGAGGACCUCCCACGGUGACACGCGCCAUUGUAUCCACACCCCCAGCGCACAGCUCCAUCAUCAUCCAUUGAGCUCCCCACGCGCCAUCAUGUACCACCCAACACCCCCAAAUGUUGACACGGCAGCUAUUGAGGGCAUACCAGGAGCCCUGCCAUCCAAGACCCCGGUGUCCCUCCUACAAGAGCUGUGUAUGCGGCGAGGCAUCUCCCCCAAGUACGACCUGCUGCAGAUAGAGGGAGCGGUGCACGAGCCAACCUUUGUCUAUAGGGUCACAGUAGGAGAAUUUGCAGCCAACGGGUCAGGACAGAGCAAGAAGAAGGCCAAGCAUGCGGCAGCGAAGGCUGUGCUAGACAUCAUCAUCCAAGGUGGUGCAGCAGGGGCCGGGGGACCCUCAGCUGGUGGUGCUGCUGGGGCUGCUCCUGAAUUAUCCACACAGAUUGUUUCCCCCUAUGAUGAUGGUAUCCCAGGAAACCCAGUUGGGUCCCUGCAGGAGCUGUGCAUGGCGCGGCGUUGGCCCCCUCCGACCUAUGAACUCACCUCGGAGGAGGGCUUCCCUCAUGAGAGGACCUUUUCAAUUGCCUGCACCAUUGGCAACACCAGAGAGAUCGGCACUGGCAAGAGCAAGAAACUGGCAAAGCGGCAGGCGGCAUUCAAGAUGAGCCAAAGACUGAAGGACCAGCCAGUGGAGCAGCCGCCGGUAACUGUGCUCACCGACGAUGAUGAGGAGAUAGCUCAAAAGUUGGCAGCAAGAUACUCUGGCCUGAAGGACACAAAGAUGUCAUCCCUGACUACCAGUGACUCGCGGAAGGUGAGUCACUUCCACAAGAACCUAAAGCAAGCACCUGGCAAGAAGCUGCAGGAGCUCCAGACCAUAUCCCUGAGCUCUCUGUCCCUCAACUUUGUUCAAAUGCUGCAAGACAUUGCUCAGGAAGCCAACUUUGUUGUCACCUACGUGGACAUUGAGGAACUCUCAGUCUCAGGUCAGCAUCAGUGUCUGGUGCAGCUGUCCACACUCCCUGUGGCUGUUUGUUAUGGCACUGGUGCCAGCGUCAAGGAGGCUCAGUCUGCUGCUGCCCACAAUGCCCUAGAGUACCUGAUGAUAAUGACCAAAAAGUAGCUUACCUGGCAGCCCCCCAGUAGCUGCAGCACCUGUUGGGGGAACCCAAGUGCUGCCUCACAAGUAGAACGAGGUGGCCGGAUUGGGUCUCAGGGCGGGGCGAGUUGCAGGCUGGGGGACUGACCUAAGUGAGCAACAGAGCUUUACUUUUAGGCAUUGAAGAGUCUGUGUAGUUUUGUCUACACUUCUCUGAAGGAGCAAGCUUUUUACUGUGAGACUACUAAUCAGCUGUACUUGGUUUCACUGACUGCCUCAGUAAUUUAGUGAGCUAAGGAUGUGCCAGUGUGGUAACACUGUGACUUGGUUGAUGCUCUGGCUUGCUGUGAUCUGGUACUUUAUGAGGGUUUGGGUAGGAAUUCAGCGUCAAUUUGCUGCACACUUUAAAAUGAGACUGGCACAUAUUUGAGCAGUGAGCUGGUGAGAACAUCUCCCAGUGGCAGUGUUACCAUGUCCACAUUUCCUCAGUUGGAGAAAUUAUUGGAAUAGAGUCAGUGUCACUGAUUUCAAUGUUGUAAAACUCUUGCAGUGUUAGUGUUUGAGUUUAACUGAAAAAAUUCUUAAAUUUGUUGUGGCAUGUGGCCUGGGAGAUUGCAAAAGUAAUGCGGAAUUCUUGCCGAUCUGAAAAAAAAAACUGCAUGGAAACUUUAAAUCAAGUCUAAAAAAAACUUGCAAUACUUUUAUUGCAGACCAAAAAAAUGAAAAAUCAUUCAUGCUGAAUGAUAAAAAAAUGUUACUCUGAACGAGUAACAACAAAAACAUAAAACUUGAACCAGAAUGGUGUCUGUGGUACCUGUGGCCAGCUGGCAAGUGAUCCUGUGUGGCACAUCCCCUGGUUAAUUGUUCAAUGUAGUGAAUGCUUGGCCUGGAGCAGUUAACUUCAUAAUCAGAACCAUCCUUAUUUGUAGUGCUGUGGUUACCAGUGCUGGGCACUUCAUGUAGGAUGGUAGCACAUGCAUCAGGCUGGUCUGGUCUGAGGUGCCUCCUGGUGCUGAUGAGUCCCAGUGCUAACAGGGCUGAAGGCUACAGGAACAGAAAAUGAAAGUUUUAGUUAUCUAUGUGAUGUCUGUUCCAAAACCCUCUCAAAGGUGAGGGAAACAAUACAUCUUGUUUUCAGUCUUUAAUAGUGAUGCUAUUAAAUUUUCCCCAAUUUCACAUUGAUGCCAUUUGUACCAAAACUUCCCACAUUUAAAACUGUUAUUACUUCAUCAUUGAGUAAGGGGACAAGACUUAGGCAAUUGUCAUAAUAGAAAAUAGAAUUGUGGUAACAUUAUGAAGAACAUUGGUGGUUUAAACCUCUCCACUUGCUCACAGCAUUGGUCUAGUGAUAAUGAAUGUGAUACUUUAUAACUUUGGGCCAGCCAAGAUGAAGCACACAACUUCCUACAAGUAAAAGAUGCAUUAUCCAGGAACGUGUGUUAGCAUGCUAUUAGUGAAGCAGAAUUGUUACUAGGUAGUGGAUCAAACUGCCUGUUUUAAUACUGGAGCCCAGUACUGUGUUAUUCUGCUAGUCAUUAGAGAUGUGUACAAGAAUUAUUUUUAACAGAAGACUUGGUAAACUUCCACCACAGUCAGUCCUAGUAAAUUCUAACAAGGUCACUCAUUCAUGGCCUUAGUAACAGAAAUGGAGAAAUUUGGGCCAAAGUUUUGAAAGGGAAUAAGUAGCACAUGUAAUAGUUGUUACACGAUGUCACAGGUGUCAGCCUGGCCCCACAGACACCCUGGUCCAAGUGUCCUCUCGUUGUGUGCAUCGACUAUACUUUGCAUAGAACUAGUGAUGUUACGGCAGAGCACACGCUGGCUCACUUGGCCUCCAUGUUGCAGGUCACGGCGAUGGUGCUAAGGUGGACAAACUAGUACCUGACGCUCUUCACUCCCCACAGUACAAUAUAACCGUAGCAGACCGUUACUUCGUCGUCAAGUAAUAAAAGUUAAAGUAAAAAGACAAAUUAUGGUGUGCAUUAUCACCAGACUCUGCACCAUGUUUGCAAAAAUGGGGUAAAAGUGAACCAGUGUGUGGCCUCCUCACCUUGAAUGUACUGUAGUCUUGGCCAGGUGUAGGUCUCAGCACUGGAGUAAGUUGCCAGGGUGGUGGUGGCGGUGGUAGCGGUAGUGGCAGCGGGUCUGCUCUCCGGGCUGACUGGGUGUCUUGCCUCUAUCAGGGUAACAACUAGUAAAUCAUUUUGCUUUGAAGUGCAAAGAGUAUAAUUUUCACAGUACCAGCCUCCUCAACCCUUGCAAGUUACUCAGUGCUGUAACUUAAAUAAUGCUUUAUCCAGUAAGCUGUUACGUACAUUAUAAUUAUUAUCCAAUGGGCAUUCAUUAAUUACAUGCAAAGUAUAGGUAUUGGAUGAUAGCUGGCUACUGAGAAUUGAGCAGCUGGUGUGCCGAGGAGUGGCAGGCUAGCCCUCCCUGCCUGUCACUCAGGCGCCUCUGACGAACCUGUGAGAGACGGAGACUUAUUGAAACUUGUCGCAAGUUUUUGAUAUGAAAGGAUCAGCAGUAGCUUUUAUAGAUUGUAAUACUAAUAACUUUGUUAUUGAAGUUAUCAGAGGAAAUGUCAUUUUUAUGAAGUCCUUUAUUAGAGGUGGAUAUUUCCCUCUGACAACACGAGAGAGAGAGAGCGAGCGAGAGCGAACGAACGAGUGAGUGAGAGCACCGUACAGGUGGCUGACGCCCUAUCAUUGAAUUGUUGACCCAUGACAGUUGCUUUGUUAAUACAGUUUUGCAGACUGUCUCAUCACCACACAGGGUUCAGGGAGGUGGACUAAUUGCAGUGCAUAAAAGUGCUGAUAGAGCCUCCCUUUUCCUUGCUUGGCCAUUAUAAUGACCCAGCUAUGUCAGUGUAAUGCACUCAACUUGUUAGUACCUGCCCAUUGUGAGGUCAUAUAAAUGUCACCCUGUGGUGUGUCAGUAACCUAUCAGGAUCUACAACUCCUCUUGUGUGAUCUCCAUCAGAACUCAGUGGCAGAUGUACGUGUAAGUUUAGUUCAACCACUCUUCUUGGUGUAAAAGAGAUAUUUUAAAUGGUAAUGUUUAAAUGGGUGCAGUGGCAUGCACACCAGAGGUGUGAGGUUGUCCAACAGUGAAGUAGGUCUUUGCUGUUAAAUUGAAGUUGGUUUCAAAGUUUGUACUUUUAUCCUCAACAUUGCUCAUAUUCUCAAGAGACCUUGCCUCUCAAGCACGAAGGUACGUGUUAUAAACAGUUUCACCAAACCUUGCCAUGAAAAUGGCAUUAAUAUAAUAUUAAUGCAUAUAUAAUUUCACUUUGUCAGUAACUUUCAAUGAUAGGUUGAUAACAUUAUGAGGAAGGUUCUUUUGAAAAGCUCAGGAUGCUACCUUGAUCAAGGGACUUUGCCCCCAUCAGUUGGGGUCCUUCAAACCAUAACAUGCCAAGUGCCAAACAGAACAGCAAGGAACAAGUUUUGUGCUUUGAUUUGUCAGGUGCAUUAUCCUACAAUUAUUGUUGCCUAAGCCUAACAUUUUAACUUUGCAGUUCAAGAAUCAUCUGCUUUGUCUGAGAUUUCAUUAUUUGUUAGGCCAUCAGUUGCCACCACACUUGCCUGGCAGCCACCCGAGUUGAGUAGAUUCCACUUGAGAUUCAUACACAAGAUGGCAAAGUGUCCAGAUGGAGUUGUGAUAUAAUGUAGUGAGCAUCUAGUGGGAGAAGGACAGGUUUGUAUUUCUUCCCACAAAAAAAAUGUUUCAGUGAAUCGGUGAACACUGUUUUGAUGUGAUGAAAGAUCUAAGUCAGGGCAGCUUCCAUUUUGAGCCAGAUGGUGCUUCAUGUCACUUGCAUUGACAGAAUGACUCAGGUUAGGUUGAUGACAUCUGAUAGAGCUGGAAUUUUUUAUAAUCUGAUGGGAAAAUAUUUGUUGUAGACCAUUCCACGUUGAAUGGUGUGGCUUUGUCCCCUGAUUGAGCCUCAGUGCCAUGAAAGCAUCAGACACACAGAUUGGCUGAGCACAAAGUCUUCAUAACAGGGCAAGGCAACUUCAGUACUGUACAAUGUGUGCUUGCUUCCAAUGUGUUUUCAAUACUUGCAGCUCCUCAGAUCUACCGACUUGGUAAGGAGCGACACAAUGUUGCAGAUCACUAACAAUAUGUAAUGUAACAAUUUGUAAUGUAACACUCAGCAAGUCAUGGUUUGCAGAACUUCAAAUUAUUGAGACAACUGAAGGUUUAACCCGUACAGUGUUAUGCUUUGUCAAGAAUAGGGGUCUUGUCAGGUUACAUUUUUUUCAUUUAUUUUUUAUUUACCUUGUAAAAUGCAAAAAAAAAAAAAUCUUUUCACACACACACACACACACACACAUACACAUACAAUAUAUAUAUAUAUAUAUAUAUAUAUAUAUAUAUAUAUAUAUAUAUAUAUAUAUAUAUAUAUAUAUAUAUAUAUAUAUAUAUAUAUAUAUAUAUAUAUAUAUUAUUCCCAUGCUUUGAAUGGAAAUGUGGCUACCAUAGGAUUUUGAUUCUUGGAUUUUUUUUCCCUUCUCAGAACUCGCGAUAUCAGACUAGGGAUCCAGAAUUUUAUUUUUAUAUUUUUAAAGCUUUUACUUUCACCUUUACAUACACUUUCCACAAUCCUACAGUGUAUGUAAUAAAUAAGUACUUCUUUACCUUACAAAUACCUAUAAAUAAACAAGAACUGUACGUUCAACAAAACAUCCAGCAUCUCAAGGCCAUGGCUACUACAUCCACAGUUCUCAAAGAAUAGAACUAUGAAUACUAUGAAUUUUAUGACUUUCAAUUUUCCCUUCCGAUUAUUCUGAAGUCUCGUUUCCUAUUUCUUAUGCCUUACUGAUUAUAGAUUUUAGAGGUAAUUUCUUAGGAGAAAGUAAUUAAAAUCUGAGAUGAUUUUUGGGGAAACACAGCAGCCCGCCCUGUGUAGCCAACUCUGCAACAUUUAUAACCAAAAUCUUUAUCCCUCUCCAACACCGUAGCUUUCAAUUUCAUUUAGUUGCUUUGAUAUUAUAUUCAUGUUGACAUAGGCAUUGAAAAAACAAAAUAAUCCUCAAAUAUGUCCCAGUUCCUACAGAAGUAUUCAGUCUAUAAUACAAACUCCGACCCCAAGAGAUAGAUGUGUAUAUGAAAACAUUUACUCCUGACUUGUCAAAAUAUUCUUUGUUACUACUGUUAGCGAUGUCUUUGUAUAUCAUACAUGAACAAAAUUGAAGGCCGUAAUAUGGCUCAGAAACGAAAUUGUACAUAUACGUACUAAACGCUUCCCUAAGAGGUACGCAAGUAUGUAUAUAUAUAUAUAUAUAUAUAUAUAUAUAUAUAUAUAUAUAUGUACUAAACACUGUACGGGUUACUUGAUUAAUCUUCUGUGUAAAAAGUUUGACUAAACAUUGUUUGCAGAAAGCAAUGUUAUGUUGAACAUUUAUCUGAUGGAGAACACACAAAAUUUUUAAAAUUUAGAAAAGAACACUAUCUCCUCAGUCCUUGGCAUGCAUGUGUGUGUGUGUGUUGGUGUGAAGGGUAUUCUAUGUAAGAGGCAGACAAACAAGUGGUGUAUCAUCCAAGACCCUCAAUAACAUUGUCAUGUUGCAUGCUGCUGAAGAAAGUUUUUUGUCUAAUGUAAAUGAAAUUACACAAGACAUUACUGUGAAGCAGUGGGCGAACAGUUCUCCCAAGUGUCACUGGUUUCCGGGAGACUCGCGUGUGAAAACAUUGUCCUGGUGCGUUGCCAUCCAGUGUUGAGGUGAACGUGUCUGCUGUUGUUAGUCUGAUAUUAUUUCUGGAGGGAGUCACAGGUGCACCCCAGAGGGGUGAGGUGUAUGGAUGAUCCAGUGGCACCGGGACACGAGUGUUGACUGGCAAAGUCCUUGACCUUUCCAAUCUUGACUCAACCUGUGAAGAAAAUGUUUGAUUUUGUUCAAAUUGCUGUAUUGAAAAAAAAUUUUGUUCAGAUUCCUGUUUUAGACAUGAUCUUUACUUUGCUCAAUUUUUGUAAAGCAGAAAAGUUUUACUUUUGCCCAAAAUUCUCUUAACAAGAAAAUGUUUGACUUUGCCUAAAUAAUGAAGGAAAGGUCAGUUGUGUUCCACACAAAAUACAAAACUUAGUCCAAAUUGGUUGGGCACAAAGAAUGGUGUAACAUUGUUUUUUCCAUCAUAAUUUCCCUCUAGUGAAUAGUUGGACUGUAUCUCUGUGUCCAUCCAAUAACCUCUAUUUAUGUUCUGAAUAAAAAACUUGAAAAGCA